Fonsecaea nubica is the source of this 573-nucleotide messenger RNA. RefSeq lists its product as hypothetical. The record is from RefSeq and is a predicted model, not a curated record. NCBI's taxonomy places the organism in Eukaryota, Fungi, Ascomycota, Eurotiomycetes, Chaetothyriales, Herpotrichiellaceae. The transcript is spliced from 4 exons. The coding region runs from base 1 to 573 and encodes 190 amino acids.
AUGGGUGCAGGUCAAUCCAAACCCGAUGAAUCCACCAAGCAUGUCUUCACAAGUGAUACACCCAUUCAAUUUUCUCAAGAGCUAAUAGACUCCCUUCAAGCAUCCUCAGAAACAAACUCGACCCGCGCAAAGACGCUAGAGCUGCACAUUGCCCAACGCGUCGCCGCCGAGCUAGAAAAGAUCCGAAAGCACGAAGCUUCGGUCCUUGAGGAGGCGCGCAAGAAGAUUGCUGCGAGCGGAGAAGCAGCAUCAGAUUCCUCUUCGUCAGACUCGUCUCUUCUUCACCUCUCGCCGAUAUCCCCGAAAGACCUUCUUCCGGGAUCUGACAGUGACGACCAAAAGAAAGCGCCGUCGAGUCAGAAAGUGCAGCAAGAGAUUGAGAAACUGAAGCAAACACUGGGCCAGCGGAAAACGUUAAGAGAGCUGCCGAAGGAGGUAGAGAAUGCGAGACAAGAUGUCAUCUCUUGCCUGCGGAUAAACGACCGAAAACCGCUCGACUGCUGGAAGGAGGUGGAGAUCUUCAAGCGGGAAGUACGGAAGAUGGAGGAUAGUUAUGUAUCAUCUGUCCUGUAA